Messenger RNA from Dovyalis caffra, 261 nucleotides. The record is from the annotation of a GenBank genome assembly. Lineage: Eukaryota; Viridiplantae; Streptophyta; Magnoliopsida; Malpighiales; Salicaceae.
AUGCAACGGGAAGGAGUGAAAAGGACAGAAGAGAAAGCUGGAGAGGACAACCACGAGAACCCUGUAGACAGAGAAGAAUAUCAGAUCAAAUCACAGUCUCUCCACCCGCAGGACCAAACUACCCCUCGACACUCUCUGCCACCUCAUUCACGGGUGUCGAAGAGUGUGGACAGAGACAUGUACAAAAAGGAGCUUGGCCUGUUUCAUGUAUGUAAUGCACAAAGGAAAAAGACAGCUAAAAUCACUACAUCCUCUGGUUAG